AUGGAUAAUGCUGCAUGCGUGCAGGCUCAGCCGAAUCGAAAUUCCGUUCUUCCUAUCGGCGGACAACAACUCGCACCCUAUUGUCACAAUGCUCUCCAACUCGCACUUUUGGCUAUGCCGGGGAACCCUGUUUUAUUUGUCCGAAACUCUAUUACGACUGCCGAAGUCGAAUCUAUGCAGGCUCCGUAUAUAAAUGGGUUAUUAAUUCAGAGUCGUGGGAUUCUUGUUGAAGAUUCUUGUGGGGAGUGUCGUCGUCAUGGUUUGAGGCCUUUUCCGGAUUGUCGUCGUGUGGAAGGUCAUUUCGAUAACAGCUGUGGGAACUGUAAAUGGCGAGACCAUGGUAUUCUGUGUGUGCGAUCCGAUCGUUCGCAUUCUGGCCCUGUGAGUAGACAGCGCAACCCUCCUUCUCUCCAUUCUCGCGCAUCUCCCGAGCGAAGUCUUACUCCUCCCCCUCAUCACGCAUCUCCCGAUCGAAGUCCUACUUCUCCUCCCUCGGCCGAUCUUAAACAUUCCCGACGAAGAGAAGCUCUUUUGCUUUGUGGCGCCUCUGAGGAUGAGCCUAUUGUUGUGGAGUAG
This is a messenger RNA of Botrytis fragariae, 576 nucleotides long. RefSeq lists its product as uncharacterized. The record is from RefSeq and is a predicted model, not a curated record. The transcript has a single exon. Bases 1 to 576 code for a protein of 191 amino acids. Lineage: Eukaryota; Fungi; Ascomycota; Leotiomycetes; Helotiales; Sclerotiniaceae.